Molecule: messenger RNA, 2190 nt
Organism: Coturnix japonica (Japanese quail)
Lineage: Eukaryota; Metazoa; Chordata; Aves; Galliformes; Phasianidae
Source: RefSeq, a predicted model, not a curated record
AUGCUGAAAUCAGCUGAACCCUCCGUGCCUGGAGUCGUUACGUGGUGAGCUCUUGUCCUUGAAGGCUCCUUGUGUCCAGCAGUGGUGUUACCUAACAGCUGCUGAUGUCAUCUCUGUGCACGAAGCUGAGAUAACAAUACUUCCUUAGAGCAGCUUUCUGCUGCUGGAGUGUUCUGGGGCUUUUAAAGUGAGCUACAUUCACUGUCCAAACUGGCAUAUACAUGGGGAAAAGCAAUUCGUUACUGCCUGCUGAUGGGCUGCAGUGUAGAAUUCACCAGGCCAGGCUGAGACAUGACAGAUGUAUCACCAGCUUUUGUCCUUCCAGCUUUUCUGUUCUGAUAGUUCAUGUAAGUGUUCAUUCAGGUUUAUUGUAACCUGCCUGAAACAGGUGCCCUGUGACAGGAAUGCCUGCUUGUUAACCACUUGAGCUAGAGGUCUAAAUGCUUGUUCUUUAAAUUAUGGCAUCUUCCUUUCUAAUAGUUUAUCUUACUGGAACAACCCCACCUUGUCACCAUUCAAUUGACUGAUUUAUAUUUGAUUUUGGUGAGCAUACACGAAUCUUGUAUUUAUCCAAACCUGUUUCAGCUACAAGUGGCUGAAUUUGUGCAUAAACAAGUGUAUCAUUAAUGUGUAAUCCAGUGUGAGAGUCUUUAAUUGGCUGGUCAUGGUGAAGAAUUAAUUGUUAAGCAAUUACUGCGACUCAGAGAUGCUGCUGAUUGGGUGAGGUGCACGUGAUGAGGCAACAGACCAACUGCUGGGGAAAUGCUUUGCUGUCAGAAAGUUGCUGGUAUUGAGGAAGGACAGGAAAGUUUUUCUUAGAGCCUUAAUGAGGAAGUGGCUGCAACCCUGGCAAAGCAGCAUGGAGAGCUUGGUGUGAAGAACUUGGUGUCUUCUCAUCUUAAUUCAGCCACAAGGGAGCCCUGGGAGGGAGGGCUGUCUUGGUGCUUUUGCCUUGUGUUUGUCAGUGUGUAAUGCCACUGGGUUUAGAUGUCAGCAGAGGAUUGGAAAGGAUCCGGUACAUCAGGGGUGCACCGUCAUCCGCUACACAGCUCCAUGGAGGAUGAUAUUCUUCUCUGAGAGCUUUGGCAUCAAAUCCCUCCAGACCCCAGCCAGGAGACUCCUGGAGCUGCUCUUUGACUACAGCAUUGAGAACAGGCCGGUGCUUUUCCAUGUUUUUAGCAAUGGUGGUGUCAUGCUCUACCGUUACAUCAUCGAGGCACUUCACACUCAGCAGCCCUUUAAGAAUCUCAGAGUUGCAGGCACUGUUUUUGAUAGUGCCCCUGGCAGAAGAAACUUGAGAGGAGCCCUUCGUGCCUUGGCGACUGUCCUGGCAUCCACAAACGUGCUGCUCAGGUACCUCCUUAUGCUCACUUUUGCUACCACAGUCGUCCUGCUGCGGAUCCUGCUGUACCCACUGACUCAGUUCAUCCACGAGAACCACUACGAUGCCCUGCUGAAGUCACCCUCCCGGUGGCCUGAGCUUUACCUCUACUCCCAGGCGGAUGCCAUCAUCAACGCGGGUGACGUUAAGCACAUGGCUGACGCACGGCAGCAGCUCGGGGUCUCCGUGAGAGCUGUAGACUUCACAGAUUCAGCUCACGUCAGCCAUCUGCGGCUGUAUCCCACCUACUACAGCACCCUCUGUACGACCUUCCUGUCUGACUGUAUCAAGGGCUUGUCUUCUUAGUGGUGUAAUAGCCUCCCUUGUUUGCCUCUGCUUUGCUCAGGUUGUGUGGGAGAUGCCAUCCCCUUUGCCUUUAUGUCACUGAAGGGAGGGAAGCAGAGACUUUGCGCUUUUUUCCCCCAUCAGUUACGAGUCUGAAAUCCUCCUUGAGCCAGCCACAAAGUAGAUCUGGAGUAACUUAAAGAACUGUAGGUGCUGAGAUCCAAGCCCUGAGGUGUCACGGACCAAAUCUGCUCAUGGAGCGUUGCUUGUUUCUCCUGUCUUGUGGUGUUCUCCGUGUCCAUGUGUCCUUGUCCAAUGUGCAUGUUGUUUCGUGCUGACUACGGUGCAGCUCUGCAGUCUGUGUUUCUUUUCCCUCUCCUCUUGGCGUUGUCUGGCUCCAUGGAAGCUCUAAGAGCAUCCAAAGCACUGAUUCCCUCGCCGUGGAGCCGACCUCAAAUGUUUGUGGUAACUUUUGUUGUUCCUGCACCAAAAAGAAAUGAAGUUCACCUUUAGGCUGUGCCUCG